AUGGGUCAGGGCAGUUCUGGGAAAACUAGCAUGCGGUCCAUAAUUUUUGACAAUUAUGAUCCCAUAGAUACCAAAAGAUUAUGCGCAACAAAUGAAGUUGAAACAACACACGUUCCAUUUCUCGGACAUAUGCUGUUCAACAUUAAAGAUUGUGGCGGACAUGAAAAGUUUGUUAACAGCUAUUUUGGUCAUAAACGAAAGCAUCUAUUUCAAAACGUUGAUGUUUUUGUUUACUUGUUUGAAGUUAAAAAUCAAGACGAGGAAUUUGCAAAAGAUCUGAAGCACUAUCAAUCACUUUUAAGUGCUAUUCGCAAAGGUUCUCCUUUUGCCAACGUGUUUUGUCUAAUGCAUAAAAUGGAUUUGGUAGAACCUGACAAGAGGGAAAAGUUGUUCAAAGAUCGUGAAAAUGAACUAAUUAACAUUUCUAAGCCUGUAAAUAUUACUUGCUAUAUGUCAUCAAUCUGGGAUGAAUCAUUAUACGGGGCUUGGUCUUCAAUUGUAUACAGGCUAAUAUCAAAUGUUCAGGUAUUGGAAAAUACAUUGAAAUCAUUUGGUGAGGAAAUGGAAUGCGACGAGGAAAAACAAGACGAUUCAGAAAAUGUUAUUUUGCUUAAAACUACUAAAAUGUUGCUUACUCUGCCCUCUGCCUUCUUGGCUUAG
This is a messenger RNA of Melanaphis sacchari, 660 nucleotides long. Its product is annotated as ras-related GTP-binding protein A-like. Gene Ontology annotation, cellular component: nucleus; lysosome; Gtr1-Gtr2 GTPase complex. Bases 1 to 660 code for a protein of 219 amino acids. Gene Ontology annotation, biological process: positive regulation of TOR signaling; cellular response to amino acid stimulus; regulation of autophagy. The record is from RefSeq and is a predicted model, not a curated record. The transcript is spliced from 6 exons. Lineage: Eukaryota; Metazoa; Arthropoda; Insecta; Hemiptera; Aphididae. Gene Ontology annotation, molecular function: GTP binding; GTPase activity.